This is a messenger RNA of Iphiclides podalirius (scarce swallowtail), 213 nucleotides long. The record is from the annotation of a GenBank genome assembly. Lineage: Eukaryota; Metazoa; Arthropoda; Insecta; Lepidoptera; Papilionidae.
AUGGUUCUUCGACAUAUAAAUCGAGAAAUUAACUCGAUACACCGGGUGGCGGCGGAGAAGCGGCAAUUCAAUCACGCGGCCAUUACGCCACGCUCCGGCGCGCCCGGGGCCUUUGAGGGGUGCCGGAUGGAUGGGGGGGGGGGGGGGGGGGGUACGGUGACAGAGACGGGGCGUCCGUGGAUUGCAGCCUCGCUCGCGCCUAUGCUCUCCUGG